AUGGAAUCAUUACCGCAGAAUCAUGCAAAUAAUGACCGUUUGAACUUACUAAGGAGCAGAGUCAUAUUAGAAUCAGACCGCAUCAAAAGUGUGUCUUCUAUGGAAUUUCCCGGUCUGAGUUCAAGAGUGGAUACUAACUGGGAUCUUGAUAACUUUAAAAAAGUACCUACAAUGGCCAUCGAAACUGUAUAUGUGCAUAAUAAUACCUCAAUAAUAGUCGACGAAGUACUUGCACAUCGACUAGGUUUGAUCCCAAUAAAAGUUGAUCCAGAAGAUUUUGAUUUUCGGUCAAAAAAUCCUGACGAUCCACCAACUGAUAGAGAUACAAUCGUUUUUAUGUUAAACAUUGAAUGUAAAGAGAAUCCAACGGCAAAUCCUAAUGAGCGAGAUCCGGAUAAAAGAUUUAUUAAUUCAAAUGUCUAUUCUUCGGAUUUAAAAUGGGCUCCUCAAGGUGAUCAAGGAGUAAGAUAUGAAAAUAAUCCGAUUAAACCGGUUCAUGAUGAUAUUCUAUUAGCAAAAUUAAGACCAGGACAGAAAAUCUUGUUACAGGCUCAUUGUGCGAAAGGAAUAGGGAAAGAACACGCGAAAUGGUCUCCUGUUGCUACCGCUUCAUACCGUUUAUUACCUGAAAUCAUACUAAAGAAAGAAAUAAAGGGAGACCUUGCGUAUAAAUUUGCUUCAUGCUUUCCGAUAGGAGUGGUAAAAAUCACAGAAAACGAGAAUGGUGAAAAGGUCGCUAAAGUGGUAAAUCCCAGAAAAGACACUGUAAGUCGUGAAGUGCUGCGACACAAGGAAUUUCAAGAUAUUGUACAGUUGACUCGAGUCCGGGAUCACUUUAUCUUUAACAUCGAAAGCACAGGAAUACUGCCACCCGGAAUUUUAUUUCAACGAUCUAUCGAGAUACUAAUUCAGAAAUGUGCUAUUGUCAAAGAAGCGCUACGAAGAAAAUUAAAAGUUUUGGCGGAGGAAGAGGUCAAUCGUGAGAAUGAUGCUAAUAAGAUGGAUAUAGGUUAA
Molecule: messenger RNA, 1014 nt
Organism: Ambispora leptoticha
Lineage: Eukaryota; Fungi; Glomeromycota; Glomeromycetes; Archaeosporales; Ambisporaceae
Source: the annotation of a GenBank genome assembly